UCUGGCAAUUUUGUCUUGGCGGCUUCUCUCAGAUUGGGUCUACCUUUGUCUUUACCACCUUGGGCCACUAAAUGUGAAUGUGGAAAGUCACUAGAUGUUGAAGGGUACCAUUUACUAACAUGCAAAAUGGGUGGAGGCCCAGUUUGGUCUCACAAUUCUGUUGUUUUGUGCUGGUCUGAAUGCAUGAGCAGUCUACAAUGCCAGCAUCAAAUUGAACCAAAAGAUAGAUAUACAACAUCCAACAAUAGAGCAGACAUUGUUGUGUUUGACUCAACAUGUGGGGGAAAUGUCGAGCUUGAUGUGGCCCUUGCUCACCCCUGGAGCCAGGACAUUCUGCGAAGUGCAGCAACUACGGAUGGAGCUGCAGCAAGAAGAAGAGAAGACAUCAAACAUAGCAAAUAUUCUCAAGAGCAGUUGCCUGGAGGGUACGCUCCUACCCUUAUUCCACUAGUUUUCGAGCACUUUGGUGAGUGGGGAGAAGAAGCAUCAACGUUCCUCAAUAAACUUUCCAAACUAUAUAGAGAUGAAGAAGGAAGAAACAAUCCCUCAGAUUUUAAAACACAUUGGAGAAGACGCUUGUCAGUACAACUUCAGCGUUGCAAUGCCUCGGUGUUGGCUAGAAAGAUGAUCAGAGUAACAUAUGGACAGAAUACUGACCAGAGUUUAGAUGUUGUUCAACUUUCAAUUCAGUAAACUAAAUUUCGGUUUGUAGGCUCCGUAGGGGAGCUUU
This is a messenger RNA of Corticium candelabrum, 730 nucleotides long. RefSeq lists its product as uncharacterized. NCBI's taxonomy places the organism in Eukaryota, Metazoa, Porifera, Homoscleromorpha, Homosclerophorida, Plakinidae. The transcript has a single exon. Bases 127 to 693 code for a protein of 188 amino acids. The record is from RefSeq and is a predicted model, not a curated record.